Paramacrobiotus metropolitanus is the source of this 1931-nucleotide messenger RNA. RefSeq lists its product as uncharacterized. The record is from RefSeq and is a predicted model, not a curated record. Lineage: Eukaryota; Metazoa; Tardigrada; Eutardigrada; Parachela; Macrobiotidae. Bases 189 to 1700 code for a protein of 503 amino acids. The transcript is spliced from 4 exons. Gene Ontology annotation, molecular function: protein binding.
UGCAAAUAAUGCAAUUAUUCAUACUUCUGAAGUAUGCAAAAUGCGACUCCUUCCAAAAAACAUUUUAAGAAUGGAUGCACAAUCAAAAAUGGUACAGUACAGUAUUUCUUUGGCAAACUUGAAAGUGGAAAAAAUGCAGAUUGAUGUGAGAGCAAUUUGGUAGUAGAGCAGAAAGAUCCGUCAGCAAUAUGUUUAGGAAGCAUAUCUGGCGUUAUGGUGUCGUGGACGUAAGGGACGGGAACGGACUGGUUCGUCACGGAGUAAUCGUAGAUUUGGUGGAGGACGGGGGCGAUCUCAUUGUGGAUUUUGGCUACGAUGGCCAUCACGAUGAGCGUGUUCCCCUUACCAGCUGUGUGGCCUUUCAACAGGAGUUCCCAUACGGAAUGCACUUUGGCAGUCGUAAGCCAGCCAUCGGACAAGCUGUGCAAGUCCUCCAUCAGCGCAGCUCAGAUCAGCCAUGGUGCUGGUAUCCUGGCCGGUUGCUUGUGCAAGUCGAUGAUCACAGUCUGGGAGAGGGCUACAUGCACGCCCACUCUCUUGUGAAAGUGGUUAUCGAUGGAGAACCAAGUGUGGAAUUCGUGGAUACUCAUAGAAUCCAGGUGGCGACGGAAUGUUCCCUGACAGACAAGGCACUACGCGUCGCACGCUCGUCGCGCUUCCACGAUAAAUUUCCCCGGCAGAAUCUCCAUUUUCGGAAAUAUCGACUUGAGACGAAGUUUUAUCCUGGGAUAUGCCAAUUGGCGGAGACACCAGGAUUUCGGGACACAUGGAGUAAACUGACGAACACGAUGUUUGUUCGGAUUGAAGUGCUGCCUGACGUGCAGCUAAUUACUCAUUACAUAACGUCUUCGAAAUAUAAACGUGAGAUUGCCGAAGAAGAUUGUUUGAAAGUGCUGCGGAAGAUGGACUUUUUAUUCGGUUACCAUCAAAAAAGACGGCAGAAACGUGUGAGAGAAUAUGAUCAGGAAGACAGCGGAGAAAAGCAACAGAAAACGAAAAAUAACAACCCAAGCGAAAUCUUUUCCCAAACAAAGGAUAGCGAAAAUGACUGCUUGAGCACUACUGCAUUAUCGCAUCUGCCCCCUGAACUCCUGACGGAAAUACUUGGAUAUCUCUGCGCGGAAAGACGUACAAGGUGUCGCCGCGUCUGCCAUGGCUGGGACUCCAUCAUCACGUGUUCUCCCUCUGUCCGCAUCGAAUUUGAUGGAGCGUCGCCGGGUAUGCGAAUUGCACUCGCCUGGGCGCUCUACAAGACCUUCAGCACUGCCACCAACGUGCGUGUGCUAACAGUUUCCCAUUGUGCGCGUUGGAUCCGUUAUGAAAACAUCGUGCCCGAGGUGGCCGCCAUUCUGAACGCCAUGCAGGUCACGGUGCCGGUGAUUGUUCUGACACACAUGAGCGCGGAGUAUCGGGAUGUGCGGCCUGAACCCCCGCCACGAGAGCGGCAGCCUGUUUGGUCAUGGCGCGCAGUGUGUCGGAAGUUGGUCCUGGCGGAUGUGGACCUCGUCAUGCCGGAGAAGUGCUCGAGAGAAGAGGUACUAACAGACCUACGGGGAUUUCGUCAUCUGAAGGGUGGAUUAUGGUUAAAGACGGGUUCUGACUGGAUUACGAGGGAGUACUAUGAUCACGCUGAAGUCGGUAAAUCUGAAAUAUUGCGGCUAAGAAGAAGCGUCAAGAAUAUGACCGAGACUCGUGGUUAGACCAUCGAAGAAUUCGUUUCUCAACGUGUUUUUGCUUACACCGGUCAAGUCUUUUAGGUGGCUUCGUCUUUUCACAGCAGCGUUGCGCUAAGAGAGUCUUCCAAGUUUUUCCCCUUUAUACGGGGUUGUCAAAAUAAUAACAAUACUUAAUAAUUUUCACAGCAGACAUAUGGGUUCUAGUGCUCAAUCGCGAUGUACGGUCAAUUGUUUGAAUUUGUUUCUGUUAUUGGU